Nerophis ophidion (straightnose pipefish) is the source of this 1426-nucleotide messenger RNA. It is a transcript of the gene aifm2, whose product is annotated as apoptosis inducing factor mitochondria associated 2. The record is from RefSeq and is a predicted model, not a curated record. Gene Ontology annotation, molecular function: electron-transferring-flavoprotein dehydrogenase activity; flavin adenine dinucleotide binding. Gene Ontology annotation, cellular component: mitochondrion; cytoplasm. NCBI's taxonomy places the organism in Eukaryota, Metazoa, Chordata, Actinopteri, Syngnathiformes, Syngnathidae. The transcript has 8 exons. The coding region runs from base 162 to 1280 and encodes 372 amino acids. Gene Ontology annotation, biological process: positive regulation of apoptotic process; apoptotic mitochondrial changes.
AUCGUCUUCACUGUGAAAGGAUCAAAAGAGCCCGCCCCCUCCAGUAAAUACUGGGAUGUGAUUGGUGGACAGGGAAUGAUGUAAGUGCUGAGUCAUCAUGACUGUUGGAAUUUGAAAAGUGGGGAAAAGUCAGAGAACAAAAUUCUGCAGCUAUUAUCGGUAUGGGCGCCCAGACCUCAUCAGUAGAGGGCGUGCACGUGGUGGUGGUGGGCGGGGGCUUUGGCGGCGUGGCUGCGGCCCAGCAGCUGAAGCGAGAAGGCCUGAGCUUCACUUUGAUUGACAUGCGGGACGCCUUCCAUCACAACGUGGGCGCAUUAAGAGCGUCCGUGCAACCAGGCUUCGCCCUGAAGACCUUCAUCACGUACGCCGAGACGUUCGGAGAGAGUUUUGUUCAAGGCCGAGUGGAGCGAGUGGACCCCCAGCGCCAAGUGGUGGUCCUGCAAGGAGGAAGGGAAGUCACCUUUUCGCACCUCAUCCUGUGCACGGGAACUGAUGGACCUUUUCCUGGGAAGUUCAACGCUGUGGCAUCGUACAAGAGCGCCAUUCAGGCUUACGAGGACUUUGUCAAGCAGAUCCAGAGCGCUGACUCGGUGCUGGUGGUGGGCGGGGGCUCGACCGGUGUGGAGAUGGCAGCGGAGAUCAAGACCGAAUAUCCACAAAAGAAGGUGGUUCUGGUCCACGCUCGAAGCGUCUUGGCCGACGUGACGCUCCUGAACAGCGUGCGGCGCCAGGCCAAGGACGUGCUUGUGGAAAAAGGGGUGGAGCUACAGCUGGGUCAGAAAGUGUCCGACUUCUCUGGUCUGACCUGCAAUGUGACCCGUAAAAACAUGGAGGUUAUCUUGGCCAACGGAACCACGCUGACCACCGACCUCAUCAUCAACUGCAGCGGACUGAGGAUCAACUCUGCCGCCUACCAGUCCAGCUUCUCUGGAAGUUUGGCCCAGAACGGCGCCCUGAAGGUCAACGAGCACCUGCAGGUGGAAGCUUUCUCUAACGUUUAUGCCGUGGGUGACUGCGCCGAUGUGAGAGAGCCCAAGACGGCGUACGUGGCCGGACUGCACGCCGCCGUCGCCGUGGGUAACAUCGUCAACAGUCUUAGCGGGAAGCCUCUGACCUCGCACCGCGCAGGCAACGUCACCAUGCUGCUGGCCAUGGGCCGCGACGACGGCGUGGGUCAGUUCAACGGCUUCCGGUUACCUCGCUUUCUGGUCGCUGUGGCGAAGAGUCGGGACCUGCUGGUGUGGAAGAGCUGGAAGGAGAUGGGGCAGCGGCAACCCUGACACGUAUGCUCGUGGCCGAAUCGCACAAAACAACUCCCGUCACUCAUGUUUGAAACAUUUAUGUAUAAAUCAUCUUGUUCGUCACACAAAAUAAUACAUUAUAUAAAGGUUUCAUGUUACCAUGGCAACACGUCAGGUAAACAUCA